CGCCUGGAGGCGGAGCCGCCCGCGGAGCUAAAGGGGCGAAGGCAGGCCGGAGGGGUCCCCGCGCCGCCGCCAUGGAGCAGUCCCGCGCCGCCGCCCGCCUGCAGAUCGUGCUGGGCCACCUCGGCCGCCCCUCGGCCCGGGCCAUCGUAGGUCAUCCCACUUCAGGGACUAUUUCCUCUGCCAGUUUCCAUCCUCAACAAUUCCAGUAUAGUCUGGAUAAUAAUGUUCUCACCCUGGAACAGAGAAAAUUCUAUGAAGAAAAUGGGUAUCUUGUAAUUAAAAAUCUGGUAUCUGAUGCUGAUAUUCAACGCUUUCGGAAUGAGUUUGAAAAAAUCUGCAGAAAGGAGGUAAAACCAUUAGGAUUAACAGUAAUGAGAGACGUGGCCAUUUUGAAAUCCGAAUAUCCUCAUGGUGAGAAGAUGAUCGCGAAGGUCCAGGAUUUCCAGGACGAUCAGGAGCUCUUCAGAUACUGCACUCUCCCCGAGAUUCUGAAGUAUGUGGAGUGCUUCACUGGACCUAAUAUUAUGGCCAUGCACACGAUGUUGAUCAACAAACCUCCAGACGCUGGUAAGAAGACGUCCCGCCAUCCCCUGCACCAGGACCUGCACUAUUUCCCCUUCAGGCCCAGCAAUCUCAUCGUUUGCGCCUGGACGGCGAUGGAGCCCAUCGACCGGAACAACGGCUGUCUGGUUGUGCUCCCAGGCACCCACAGGGGCUCCCUGAAGCCCCACGAUUACCCUAAGUGGGAGGGGGGAGUUAACAAAAUGUUCCACGGGAUCCAGGACUAUGAGGAAAAUACUGCCCGGGUGCACCUGGUGAUGGAGAAGGGAGACACCGUUUUCUUCCAUCCUUUGCUCAUCCAUGGAUCUGGUCGGAACAAAACGCAGGGGUUCCGGAAGGCAAUUUCCUGCCAUUUCGCCAGUGCUGAUUGCCAUUACAUCAAUGUGAAGGGCACCAGUCAAGAAAACAUUGAGAAGGAAAUUGCAGGAUUAGCAAAUAAACUCUAUGGACUUGAUAAUACCGUGGACUUGAAGGAUAUUUGGAUGUUUCGAGCCCGACUCGUGAAAGGAGAAAGAACCAAUCUUUGAAAUAGCCCUCUGCUAUAAUUCUUUUAAUGGAAAACCAAAACCAAGCAAAGUGUCUAAGGAAAAUGUUUUCUUAAUGAGUUAAUGUAACCUUUUCAAUCACUUGUUAAAAUCAGAAAACAUGUGUCAGGUACUAAGUGCAUAGAGUUAGUUUUGCUCUACAAUGGUGUUGCUUUAAUGGAAAUAAAAACAGCAAAAGUGAAAACACACACACACACACAAAGCACAGUAAAAGUGAAAUACCUCUGUUUUAGGGAAAAUUAAUUUAGGGUUGCAUCCAUUAAAGGUGAUUGGUGUAUAA
This is a messenger RNA of Saimiri boliviensis boliviensis (Bolivian squirrel monkey), 1386 nucleotides long. RefSeq names its product phytanoyl-CoA 2-hydroxylase (gene PHYH). NCBI's taxonomy places the organism in Eukaryota, Metazoa, Chordata, Mammalia, Primates, Cebidae. The record is from RefSeq and is a predicted model, not a curated record. Gene Ontology annotation, biological process: fatty acid alpha-oxidation. Gene Ontology annotation, molecular function: phytanoyl-CoA dioxygenase activity.